Messenger RNA from Tripterygium wilfordii, 4166 nucleotides. Its product is annotated as protein EMBRYONIC FLOWER 1-like. Bases 255 to 3611 code for a protein of 1118 amino acids. The record is from RefSeq and is a predicted model, not a curated record. Lineage: Eukaryota; Viridiplantae; Streptophyta; Magnoliopsida; Celastrales; Celastraceae. The transcript is spliced from 7 exons. Gene Ontology annotation, biological process: negative regulation of DNA-templated transcription; negative regulation of flower development; shoot system development.
UCUCCCUCUUUCUCUCUCUAGGAGAAUCGAAAAACAUCGCGCAUCAAAGUUAGGGUUUCGCGAAACUUCGCAUUCAAAUUAUACUCAACCAGAUCCGGAUCUCUGCUCAAGAAUCGUGUGUAUCACUUCGCGAUCCAGUUGUCUGUCUGCUAAUACCAUUUCUGUGCCUCGCCGUGAAGAAUAGGAGACAAGCCGAUGCACAACCGUUGAUUCGGAUCUUCAAUUGGUAAAACGUUGCAUGUUGAGGCAUUAACAUGGGGAGCAAUGCUCUGGUGGAGGAGAAUCAUCAGAGUGACAACUGUAAUAUUGUAACAAAGUCUGUGGGAUCGUCCAUUAAGAUAGACUCUAUAUCUAUAGAUCUGGUCAGCCCUAAUGAUAAGGGUAACGCAGCAAAGUGUGAGCAUUUUUCCAUAUGUGGCUAUGUAUCUGAAAUGCGCCAAAAAGAUUGGAGGAAGUGCUGGCCAUUUUCUUUAGACCAUAACCCUAGGCAAGAGAUUGGCUCAAAAGUUGAAGUGAGCUGGAAGAUUCCUUCAUUAAGUUAUGUUGCAACAGAAGAUGUUUCUAACCUGAUGCAGAAAAGACAUAAUCCUGAUGGCACAGUAGCUUUCCGAGCACGAUGUAGUGGAUCAGGCAAUUUUUGUGAGCCUGCAUGUGGACAGGUUGAGCAUGCUGAUAGAAACCUCAAUUGCAUGGCCAGCAUUCAUGUUGUUGAAACUUGUAGCAAAGGAAAAGAAACCUCUGCAGAUAGCCAACUUACUGAGUUAAUGACCGCUUGUGGAACAGCUGAGGAGGAUGACGAGACACUUAAUGCAAACAAGCGACAUGCAACCAGACAUCCUUCUGUUGAAUCAGAAGAGUGUGAUUGCACAUCAUCUGAAAAUGUUGCAAUCCCCAUUGGAAAUAACCUUCGGGAUCAUCAUCAUGACAAGGCAAUAACCUUGCAUCGUAGAAAAACUAGGAUGGUCCGUCUGCUGACAGAAUUGUUGUGUGAAAAGGGAGAUGCGGACAGCAAUCAUUUCAGAAAGGAAGAGUCUUCGUCAAAUGCCAUUUCUGAUGAUGCUGAUACACUUUCUGCUCCCCAAGGCAUGGUGACUAUCCAAGGGAAUGUUCAGAGUACGGGUGCAAAUAGGAAGUUUCCUCGUGAUGAAGGAUGGAGAUCCACGAGUACAAGAUUUCUGGAUAACACAUAUAAAAUAGUUGGGGUCUUAAAAGGAGAUACAGAGACAAAAAAUGCAAUUGCAGGCCCUGAAUUAGAAAAAGAUCUAGUUUCUGGAAUGAGUUUACAAAGUGGUACGAAGAGCAAUGUUUCCAAAUAUAGAACUGGUAAAACCCCUAUUAUAUGUAAAAAGCGAAACGGAAGGACCCAUUUUCUUGAUGAAUGUCAGCCCUUAGGACCAUCUCGAAUGGAAGUGCCAAGAAAAAUUCAAGAUGAGACUGGUGUUGGUUACGAGGGUAAUGUUGAUGCUGAUUUUUCCUUCAAAUUAGCACAUAGUGCAUUUGUAGGCAGGGAGAUGGAUCUAUUUCCAUUGCCUGAUCAAAGAGCUAAGGGAAAGUCUACUUCAUGUGAAAAAAAGAGUAAGGUGCACCAAUCCGUUGAUUGGAAGGCUUCUUUAAUAACUUGGAGCACUGGCAUGCCCAAAGAAGGUCCAAGUAUGAGAAAGGAUGUACAAAUCAUGCCAACUGUGCCUGCAUCUGUUCCAUUUCAAUCAGCACAACUUCCUGCCACUGACAGAGGAUUAGAUCUCGCAUCAGAUGUCGAAGGACAUCAUUUUGGUUUCAGUAGCAACAAAGCUUCCUAUGGAGCACCUUUCUGUGAGGAGAAGCACAGCCACCCCUAUCUAGUUGAAAGUGGUGACCUAUCUCUGCUGCAGAAGAAGGAUUUUUCUAAUGCAAGCAAUGGUAAGAAAAAUAUCAAAAUACAUGAACAUUCGUCGAAAAAAGAUACAGAUCGAGCCGAAAACGGAUCAGAACAGGUUGCUGUGGAUGACGUACCCAUGGAAAUAGUUGAACUCAUGGCAAAGAAUCAGUAUGAAAGGUGUCUUCCUGAUGCUGAAAAUGAUAAAAUCCCUAUAGACUUGGACGACUUAACAAGAACCUUACAGACAAGGGAUUUCGAUAAACCUUGUAGCAGUGGUGCAUUUAGUUCAUUCCAGGGGGAAGAAGGUCACAAACAAAAGCCUUAUGCUAAAAAUGGUAGAAAUGGCACAAUUACGAGAUGCGAAAUUGUGGGAUCUGCUAAACAGAAGUCAGCCGACAACCUUUAUCAGGCUGAUAAAAACCAUUUGACUAUGAGACAACUUGGUCAAACUCAAACAUUGAUAGGGUCUAAGGCAUUUCUUCAGCAUCCGGAGGAACAGUCGAGUGGAUUUCAAUAUUCAGCUGGCAGCUCUAGCAGGCAACAUGUUUCCGAAAAUUGCAAAUGGAUUGAGGACAUGGUUGAGAAGAGGCCCCCUAAUGCUAGUUGUUGGCAGACCUUUGGACCAUGUAACAAAAGCCCUGGUGUUCCAUGGCAGAGCAAAGAAGGAGCUAAUAUUUGGCCAUCUAUCUUACCAAACAACAGCCCCUUCAGAUAUAACGUUCCUCAAAAGCAUGCUGUUACCAGUACUGAUAUAGAUUUGCUUUCGCAUUGUCCUGGCACUCUACAUAAAGGGAAUCCUAAUGGAGAGCGUGAUAUGAACUAUUUUAAUCAGAAAGCUGCCAGAGUUGGAAAGCAUAAGAAGAAUUGUGGUUCUAAAUCUAUUGGCAGGACACAUGCAGAGAACCUAUUUGCUUGCAGACAUGGUGCAAUGAAGCUUCAGCAUAAGAUGUCGGGGUCAUUAGAUCUGUAUGCUAAUGAAUCCAUACCAGCAAUGCAUUUACUCAGCCUCAUGGAUGCAGGCUUGCAGUCUAGUAAACCAAUCAGCAUGGAUGUAAACCCAAAGUUCCUUAAGAAACCUUUGAUGCCUCAUGACAGCCAACCUGAUUUUUCUGGGCUGGAGUCGGUUGUGAGAUCCCCAUCAUAUGAUUAUUAUAGUAAAAAUAAAUUCCCAGAGAAUUCUCGUGAACCUGUUCCUACCUUUCCAACAGAUGGUGCACCUGCUUCUUUGUUUCAACAUGAUAGAAGUUCCAAGAAGGCUGCUAAUUUUCCAGGUGAAGGUUCAUGGAAGUCUCGAGAGAAUAAGAAGAGAAAAGCCUCUACUUCAUAUGCUCAAAAUAAGAGCUGUGGACCACAUAAGUCUUUGUCCACUGGAGGAGGUUUUGGCACUGGUUCUGGAUCUGUUCCUGUUUGUUGUAAGCAGAAAAUGUUCCUUGGCAUUUCAGAUCCUAUGGUGUUUCCCAGCCGAUUUCGUGGUAUGCAAGGUUCAACAAAGAGCAUGGUAGAGGCCCCUUGUGCUACUGGGACUGUUCGUCCUGUGAACAGGAGUUCAGAGACUGAAGUCUGCAGUACUAACAGAAAUCCUGCUGAUUUUAGCCUGCCAGAAGCGGGAAAUCUUUAUACAAUUGGAGGGGAAGACCUGAAAUUCAGAGCUGCAGUAACUCAUGUUAAUAGGUCUGGCUUGGAGAAAUUUGAUGGCAGAAAGCGACAGCCAGAGACUCCUGGCAUGAAACAGCUUGUACGACAUCGAGCUUGAUUAGUCUUCCACUUUCAAUGCUGUGGGCAAGGUGUGCCAACUUCUGUGAAGGACAGAAUGUAACCCAAACCACGUACUUCAGGUUGUGCCUGUUCCAUUCCCAAAACCAUACUAGGAAGACAACUUGUUUGUAAGGUCAGGCUUGUAUAUAUUUUCAUAUGCCUGGACCUUUCACUGGUAACUCUUUUAUGUGUGUGUGUGCCAUCAAAUAUGUAUAAUGUUGUCGUUACCAUCCAUAAGAAUAGCCUCAAUAUUGCUGCCUCCGACGAAAUGACUAAAUAUGUCACUUCCAUGAUUUUUCUGAGCGCCAUCCCUUUCAGGGAAGUGGAAACACAGAACAGGGGUAUCAGCCAGCAUAAUACUUGAAUUCAGUUAUUUGGAGAACUUUCCAACUAUCAAUAAUAUUCACAGUUGUUCCUGAAUUCCUUGAGUUGUAAUUUAUGUGGCCUUCUGAGCCAGGGCAGAGAGACGUGUUACUGAACUUUGUGUUUGCUGAAAAUAAGAGCGAUACAUGAUGGCCACAAACAUGUGGAAAAUAUUACUUUUAGUAUGUUA